Molecule: messenger RNA, 1354 nt
Organism: Geodia barretti
Lineage: Eukaryota; Metazoa; Porifera; Demospongiae; Tetractinellida; Geodiidae
Source: the annotation of a GenBank genome assembly
CAAGUGAACUCUUUUUAGUGCCCACCUCCCACGUGUGCUUCAACCAGAGCAGCUAGCGAGCAGCCAUGCAGAGUGAUGACGUGGUGUGGGGAAUCAUUAGGAACUCCUUCUGCUCCUUCAAAACCAAGACACGAGAGAACACAUUCUGUCGGAAUGAGUUCAAUGUGACUGGUCUGUGUUCGCGGCAGGCCUGCCCCUUGGCCAACAGUCGCUAUGCCACCAUCAGGGAACAUGAGGGUGUGGUCUAUCUGUAUAUGAAGACCAUAGAGAGAGCUCACCAGCCGGCACGCAUGUGGGAGAGAGUCAAACUGAACAGAAACUAUGAGACUGCACUGAAACAGAUAGAUACUCACCUGAUUUACUGGCCCAAAUUCCUCACACACAAAUGCAAGCAGAGAUUUACCAAGAUCACCCAGUACCUGAUUCGGAUGAGGAGACUGAACCUCAAGACUCAGAAGAAGCUGGUUCCUCUCAACAAGAAGGUGGAGACCAGAGAGAGGAGAAGAGAGGACAAGGCCCUAGUGGCUGCGAGGAUCGACACUGCUAUUGAGAAGGAGCUGCUCCAGAGACUCAAGAAAGGAACAUAUGGGGAGAUCUACAAUUUCCCAACCACUGCUUUUGAGACGGCACUGGACUCUGCUGAGGUUGAGGACGAUGAGGAAGAAGAGGAGGAGGUGGAGUAUGUGGCAGAGGAGGAGUGUGAGGAGAGUGAUGUCAGCGAUAUAGAGGAGUGGGCGAGGGGAGAGGAGGAAGAGGAGAGUGAGGAAGAGGAAGAAGCUGUGGCACGAAAGACUCCUCGUAUUGAGAUUGAAUAUGAAACUGAACUGCCAUCAUCAUCCAAACUCAAAGUCAAUAUUUAAUUUUUUUACACUGACAAUAUAUUCACACAAUAAAGGCUGCUAAUGAGAGGAGUCAUUUCCUGCGUCCCCUCUGUCUUUUGCCAGCCGAUGCACCAGUCUUGGCGCUCCUCACUAGUCCCUGGAACUGGCCUGACAGCUUGGCUCUCUUCCUUCUGUUCAGCUUCUGACCCAGGAGAGGGACAUAGGCAUAGGGGUCCGGUUUACCUUUGAUCUUUACAUCACCACGAGCUUUCUGUAGAUUAGUGCGUCAAGUUUUCAUAUUGUGGCACACAUUCAUACAAGUGGUUCUACCAACGGUCUGACCUUUGCCCUAUACUCUGAGCCAUAGUUGAAGUCCAUCUUGUCAGGCUGCUUGCGAUGGAUCCCUUUUCCUCCUCCCCUCGCCCCGCCCACCUCUGACCCCUCCUCGGUUGACUCCCUCUUCCUCUUCCUCCUCCCUCCCUGUGUCAUCUAACUCCAUCUUCUCCUGUGACUGCUCCCCAGGUUCAGAUGGC